This is a messenger RNA of Brassica rapa (field mustard), 2022 nucleotides long. RefSeq names its product aldehyde dehydrogenase family 2 member B7, mitochondrial. Gene Ontology annotation, molecular function: oxidoreductase activity, acting on the aldehyde or oxo group of donors, NAD or NADP as acceptor. NCBI's taxonomy places the organism in Eukaryota, Viridiplantae, Streptophyta, Magnoliopsida, Brassicales, Brassicaceae. The record is from RefSeq and is a predicted model, not a curated record.
UGUUCCGACAACUGUUCUCUUUUGGUCUAACUGACCUGUGUGAACGGAUAAUAUCAGAUACUGUAGGUCUUAAAAGCGGUUCUUCCUACGUUUGCUAUAUAACGAAACCAUACUAAGUCCUCCUUCAGAGCAUACCCGAUACAAAGAAGAGAGAAAGUCUUCACCGCGACUACUGUACUUAGUUUCCAUGGCGUCAAGAAGAGUGUCCUCGCUUCUAUCUCGCUCCCUCAUCUCCUCCUCUUCUCUCUUCUCCCUUAGAGGUAAAGAUCCUCUCCUGAACAGAGGAGCUCGCAGGUACAGCAACCUCGCUGCUUCUCUCGAAGACACCAUCACUCCACCAGUGAAAGUCGAGCACACUCAGCUCCUAAUCAACGGAAAGUUCGUUGAUUCAGCCUCAGGAAAGACUUUCCCCACGUUGGAUCCAAGAACUGGGGAAGUGAUAGCUCAGGUGGCUGAGGGUGACGUGGAAGACGUGAACCGUGCGGUUGUAGCCGCGCGCAAGGCCUUUGACCAGGGUCCAUGGCCUAGAAUGACUGCUUAUGAGAGGUCGAAGAUACUGUUUCGUUUCGCUGACUUGAUUGAGAAACACAACGACGAGAUUGCUGCUCUUGAGACUUGGGACAACGGGAAGCCUUAUGAGCAGUCUGCCAAUAUUGAAGUUCCUAUGCUUGCUAGAGUGUUCCGUUACUAUGCUGGUUGGGCAGACAAGAUCCAUGGAAUGACGGUUCCUGGAGACGGUUCCCACCACGUGCAGACGCUCCACGAGCCGAUUGGAGUCGCUGGACAGAUCAUCCCAUGGAACUUCCCUCUUCUCAUGCUCUCGUGGAAGCUUGGACCAGCUUUAGCUUGCGGUAACACCGUUGUGCUCAAGACGGCUGAGCAGACUCCUCUCUCUGCUCUUCUUGUUGGAAGACUACUUCAUGAGGCUGGACUUCCUGAAGGAGUUGUUAAUAUAGUUUCUGGAUUUGGUCCUACCGCUGGUGCAGCCAUUGCUAGUCACAUGGACAUUGACAAGGUUGCUUUCACCGGGUCUACUGAUGUUGGAAAGAUCAUUCUUGAGUUGGCUUCAAAAAGUAACCUCAAGGCAGUGACUCUUGAGCUUGGAGGCAAGUCACCUUUCAUUGUAUGUGAAGAUGCUGAUGUGGAUCAGGCCGUUGAGAUGGCUCAUUUCGCUCUCUUCUUUAACCAGGGACAAUGCUGCUGUGCUGGCUCGCGUACAUUUGUACAUGAACGAGUGUAUGAUGAGUUUGUAGAGAAAGCUAAAGCUCGUGCAAUCAACCGAGCUGUUGGAGAUCCCUUCAAGUCAGGCAUUGAGCAAGGUCCCCAGGUGGACUCAGAGCAGUUCGAGAAAAUCCUGAAGUACAUUAGACAUGGAGUUGAUAGUGGAGCCACCUUACAAGCUGGAGGUGACCGUCAUGGUUCCAAGGGUUACUACAUUCAACCCACUGUCUUCUCUGACGUCAAGGACGAUAUGCUCAUAGCAAAAGACGAGAUCUUCGGACCAGUUCAGACCAUACUUAAGUUCAAGAAUCUGGAUGAGGUGAUUGCAAGGGCGAACAACUCAAGAUACGGUCUAGCUGCAGGAGUGUUCACACAGAAUCUGGACACAGCGAAUAGGCUGAUGCGAGCGCUGAGGGUUGGAAGCGUUUGGAUAAACUGUUUCGAUGUGUUUGAUGCAACAAUCCCAUUUGGAGGGUAUAAGAUGAGUGGCAUUGGAAGAGAGAAAGGUAUCUACAGUCUCAACAAUUACUUGCAAGUCAAGGCUGUUGUCACUUCCAUCAAGAACCCCGCUUGGCUCUAAACCGAACCUAUCCCUCGAGGUUGGUUGGUUGGUUAAUAAUGGUUUUGCUUUGGGAAACCUGGAGUUGGUUUUAUAGAUUAUGAUGAUAAAUUUUACCUUCAGCACAUUUUACACAUAAAGAGCUAUGUAUGAAUCAUUUCUUGAUAUUGGGGAAUAACCACUUUAUGAAUAAAACAAUAAUAUUUCUAUAAGCAGUGGAAACUAAAAAAAGCCUUUUCACA